This is a messenger RNA of Notodromas monacha, 2090 nucleotides long. The record is from the annotation of a GenBank genome assembly. NCBI's taxonomy places the organism in Eukaryota, Metazoa, Arthropoda, Ostracoda, Podocopida, Cyprididae.
AUGGAAUGCGGUGUUGUUUCCCGUGUGCGACCGUAUAAAUGCGGCUUGUGCGAGAAGUCCUUCACGCAGCGAUGUUCCCUGGAGUCCCACUGCUUGAAGGUGCACGGCGUUCAGCACAAAUACUCGUAUAAGGAGCGGCGUAUGAAGGUAUACGUGUGUGAAGAGUGUGGACACACGACGACGCAACCGGAGCUGCAUUACGUGCACUUGAAGGAAAACCAUCCGUACUCGCCGGCGUUGUUGAAAUUCUACGACAAGAGGCAUUUCAAGUUCAACAACCAAUCUUUCGCCAACAUUCUGCUGCAAGUUCGAUAAUCUCCGGCUCGGUUUUAUUUUAUUACGUUUUUUGUGGUAAUCAUUUGUGUCGGUUUGCGUCGCGAGAGAGAAAGAGAAAGAGAGGCUCGGUGACGAAUCCGCUGGGGGUCCCAAAAAGAAAAGAAGAAUUUUUUGAAGAAAAAAAUGAGAAAUCACGGUUUAUUGCUAGGCUUAGGUGCGAGGAAAGAAAAUAGGAAAAAAGAAAGAAGAAAAACGUGGAGGAAAGAAAGCUUUUUGCGCCCUGUUUUACAUUAGUCGAAGGCGUGCGAAGAGACGAAAUUUUUUCCGCGGAAAUUUUUUUCAUUUAUAUUCCACGAGCAGCUUGCUGAUGCUUUUUUUUUUUGCCUUCCUUCUCCUCCGUUUUUCCUCGUUCAAAUUCAAGAAUUUUUUUAUUCAUUCGAAAGAGAGACCAAGUGGCCUUGAAGGCUUCGCAGGAGUAAAAGAGUUAACUUUCAACUCUUGCGAAAGACUCCUGUGUGCCUCGACAGUGUGUUUUGUUGUUAAGGGGAAGAGAGAGUUUGAACAGGGGAUCGGAUUUGCUGUGAUUUUUCUUUAGCUUCGAGUGGGGAAGAGUCGAACGCGUGGCCUGAGUGGUUGUCUCCGUCGUAAAAGCGUCUAGAGGGUUGUUUCUAGAUGGUACAAAUAGUUUUUUUUUUCUUUGACACCCGCUGAAAACUCCUUUUUAUUGUGUGCGUCCCAAAUUUUUUGUGUUUGAUUCGGUGUGAGUGUAUAUACUACGGGUUUGUAAUGGGCUAGGACACGGAGCAAGUUAUUAACGAUGCUGUAAUUUGCAGGAGGGGAUUUAGGAAAGAAAAGGAAAAAGCGGCAACAAAUCACGAAGUCUUCCAUAUAAGUUGCCUGAUUUUAGGAGCGAUUUGCGAAACUGGAUGCUUGCUGAGAUCGGCGCGUCGCGGUUUUGCGUGUUGCCUUGAGUUCCUUGCUUUCAAAAAAAAUGACUUUCUUGAGAGGCCUUCUAAGUUUCAGUUUGAAAGUGGAAUGUUUCUGGCGAUUUAAUGUUGGUUGUGUGUUUGUUUUCUCCUUUUUUUCGUGUUGCCGUCGUAACGGUCGAGUGUCCUUUGAAUCUGCGAAACGAGGCUCUUUCUUUUUUUUUUUUUUUGGCGCUCGAGGAGGAAUAUUUUCUAAAUGCUGUACAUCCGUUCGGAAAUGGAUCGAUGAAAGAGUCUUCGUUGGGAACCCGAUGCCUUUUAUCAAUUCAGUGAUACGGUUGGUUCAUAGGUCUACCUCUCGAGGGUCGCGACGAUUCCCUUUGUUGAUUUUUGUUCCCUCCUUUCUUGAAGGACCGAUGUCUUGUUGCGUUUUUUGUGUGCCCAGGGCGACUUUGCAGUAGCUUGUAGUCGGUUUCACAAACGAGGUUUCUAUUUUUUUCCUUUAUUUUUCUGGGCGUUUCAUUCCAUUAUCGAAUCUUGCAACAAAGACUGUUGAGCCAAAUCGCGAUUAUUCCGAUUAUGACCCUAUGUACUGCAACCGCUGUGAAGUCUCCGUUGUGAUACGGCUUCCACCAGGUCACAAGGAAGGUAACUAUUCGCGUCCUAUACUUCAAUUGGGAUAAAAAAGAAAACUAUUUGACUUCGACCUCUAUUUUUUUCGGGAUUGUUGAGAGCGUUCAUCGAAGGAGAUGAGAUUGCGAUGAAAGGAUUCGCUCCCAUUUGGCUUUUGUUACUCGCUGUUUGAUGUCCAUUUUCUUGUGGGAUUCCAACGAUUUCUUCCUUGAUCGCUGUACAGAAAUACAGAAACGAGAAUCUAUUCCGUUUGGA